Messenger RNA from Nicotiana tabacum (common tobacco), 576 nucleotides. The record is from RefSeq and is a predicted model, not a curated record. Lineage: Eukaryota; Viridiplantae; Streptophyta; Magnoliopsida; Solanales; Solanaceae.
AUGACGGUCAAAGAGAUCAGUCAGGCCCCCUUCUCAAUCAAGAAAUACAUCAGCCCUACAUCAGAAUCGCCAUCCCACCAUCUCCUCGACAUGCAAAUGGUGUACGCACUAGAAAAGCUUGGCACAAAGGUGAAAUGGCCACAAAAGAUGAAGUCCGACCCAAGUACUCAAAAGUCAAAUGUCCUCUGUGAAUUUCACCAGGAGUGGGGUCAUAAAACUGAGGACUGCAUAGCUCUACGGCAAGAGGUAGUAAACAUGCUGAAUCAAGGGCACCUGAGGGAACUGAUGAGCGACCAUGGACGAGCCAACUUCGGCCGCAGACAUGAACAACACCAGGGACCUCUAAAGCCACCUUCCCCUGCCCGUACCAUCCAAAUGAUCAUUAACGGAGGCGAUGAAGUAGCGUUCUACCAUGUGAAGUUCACCACCACACACAAACUGAAGCGGUCAAUCACUCACAAAUGGUAUGACGACCUCGGAGACAGUAUCAUCUUUGAUAAGUCAGAUACCGAUGGUUUGACUUUACCUCACUUCGAUGCUCUUGUAUUACUUUACGUAUUUCAGAUACUGAUGUGA